CCAUCUCUAAAUUGUGUAAUGGAUCUUCCCCAAUCCAAAUCCAUACUCAUUUUCAUUCUCAGAAAAAUCGAUGGCUCAGACAACCCCAAACCACACUCAGACUGUCCAUGGCUGGGCUGCUCACGACCCUUCUGGAAAUAUCACUCCAUACACCUUCAAGCGCAGAGAGAAUGGAGUGAACGAUGUAACAAUCAAAAUCCUCUACUGUGGAAUUUGCCACACUGAUAUCCAUCAUGUCAAAGAUGACUGGGGCAUUACCAUGUACCCUGUUGUCCCCGGGCAUGAAAUUGUGGGGGUUGUGACCAAGGUGGGCAGCAAUGUGACCGGAUUUAAGGUCGGCGACAGGGCCGGAGUUGGAUGUAUGGCGGCGACAUGCCUCGACUGCGAAUAUUGCCGCGACGGCCAGGAGAAUUACUGCGAUCAGGUUCAGUUCGUGUACAACGGCAUUUUCUGGGACGGCAGCAUCACAUACGGCGGCUACUCCGAGUUUCUAGUAGCAGACCACAGGUAUGUUGUGCACGUGCCCGAAAACUUGCCAAUGGAUGCGGCGGCGCCUCUCCUUUGCGCGGGCAUCACCGUGUUCACUCCAUUGAAAGAUCACAACUUGUUGGAGUGCAAGGGGAAGAGGAUAGGGGUAGUUGGCCUUGGAGGGCUCGGCCACAUUGCCGUGAAAUUUGGGAAGGCGUUUGGGCACCACGUAAGUGUCAUUAGCACGUCGGCGUCCAAGGAAAAGGAAGCAAAGGAGAGAUUAGGCGCCGAUGACUUCAUUUUGAGCACAAAUGAAGAACAAAUGCAGUCGAAGAAAAGAAGCUUGGACUUUAUUCUCGACACAGUUUCAGCCAAACACUCCCUCGGCCCGAUUCUUGAUCUGCUCAAAGUGAAGGGUACUCUGGCAAUUGUCGGCGCGCCCGAUAAACCCAUGGAACUCCCUUCUUUUCCUCUGAUUUUCGGAAAAAGGGCGGUGACGGGGAGCAUCAUCGGGAGCAUAAAAGAGACGCAGGAGAUGAUGGACCUAUGCGGCGAACACAACAUAACAUGUGAUGUUGAGGUUGUCGGAACCGAUGAAAUUAACCACGCGCUUCGCCGGCUCGCGAAUAAUGACGUUAAGUAUCGCUUUGUUAUCGACAUUGCCGGAAGCUUUUCAUCGAAGGCUUAGGAGCUAAGAUGUCCUAAUUUUCGAUGUACGAUGUUGUCGCAGGGCAAGACUGUGUUCUUAUUGAUGCUUUAAUUUGGUUUCAAAAAAUUGGUAUUGAUUUGUUUACAAUUACAGCUACGAACCAGAAACUGUUUACACUGGAACAAAUCAAGCUCUGUUAUUUCAAAACUUUUUUAUAGAAGUGCAAGAUUUACUA
Andrographis paniculata is the source of this 1352-nucleotide messenger RNA. RefSeq names its product probable cinnamyl alcohol dehydrogenase 6. Bases 71 to 1156 code for a protein of 361 amino acids. Gene Ontology annotation, molecular function: zinc ion binding; cinnamyl-alcohol dehydrogenase activity. Gene Ontology annotation, biological process: lignin biosynthetic process. The transcript is spliced from 6 exons. NCBI's taxonomy places the organism in Eukaryota, Viridiplantae, Streptophyta, Magnoliopsida, Lamiales, Acanthaceae. The record is from RefSeq and is a predicted model, not a curated record.